AUGAACUACCACGAACUACAUCUUCGCAUCUCCAAAGAGAUUGAAGACAAAUCAGGAGAAGGGACCGCCUAUGGCAAUAUGGGAACCGUCUAUCGGAAUCUGGGUAAAUUUGAGGACGCAAAAAACCUUCUCGAAAAGCAACUCGAGAUUGCUAAACUUGUGGGAGAUAGACAUGAAGAGGCUAGUGCAUAUUCUAAUCUAGGCAACGCUGUUUAUUCUUUGGGUAACUUAAGAAGAGCUGUAGAAUAUCAUGAGCAACACUUGAGAAUUGUUAGGGAACUAGGCGAUAAAGCUGGAAUAGGACGCGCUUAUGGCAAUUUAGGUAAUGCCUACUGUUCCCUUGGAGACUUCGAAAAAGCCGUAUCAAACCAUACCCUUCAUCUGAAAAUUGCGAAAGAAGUAGGAGACAAAGCUGGAGAAGGACGUGCGUAUGCCAAUCUGGGUAUUGUUCGUCAUAAGUUAGGUGAAUAUGAGUUAGCCUUAGAUAACCAUCAUCGGCAUCUUAACAUUACCAAAGAGAUAGGAGAUAGAGCUGGAGAAGGUGGAGCAUUUGCAAAUCUUGGAAAUGUGUUUAAUUCUCUUGGUGAUUUCAAUAAGGCUAAGGAAUACCACGAGAGACACUUGCAAAUUGCUAAGGAACUAGGAGACAAACCUGCGAUAGGUCAGGCAUACGCCAAUCUUGGUGUUGCCUAUAGUAAACUUGGCGAUUUCAAAAAAGCCAUAUGGCACCAGGAAUUAGUUCUUAGUAUUGCUAAGGAGGUGGGAGACAAAGUAGCAGAGGGAUGCGCAUAUGCCAAUCUCGGGAAUAAUCAUUCUUCUCUCGGUGAUUUAGAACGAGCGCUAGAAUAUCACAGCGUACAUCUAAUCAUCGCCAAAGAAGUGGGAGACAAAGCUGGAGAAGGACGUGCGUAUGCCAAUAUUGGAAAUGAUUAUUUUAGUCUUGGUGAUCGAGAACGAGCGCUACAGUAUCACGAAAUACAUCUUAGAAUUGCCAAAGAAGUGCGAGACAAAGCUGGAGAAGGAUGUGCAUAUGCCAAUCUUGGAAAUAAUUAUUUUGCUCUCGGUGAUCUAGAACGAGCGCUACAGUAUCACGAAAGACAUCUUAGAAUUGCCAAAGAAGUGGGAGACAAAGCUGGAGAGGGAAGUGCAUAUGCUAACAUUGGAAAUGCAUUUUUCUCCCUCGGUGAUUAUGAAAAAGCUGUCGAAUAUUUCCAACUGCAUCUCACUUUUGCCCGCAAAGUUGGAGACGUCGUGGGAGAAGGGAGUGCAUAUGCAAAUCUAGGCAAUGCUUAUGGUGUACUCGGUGACUCUCAGAAAGCUUUAACUUUCUACGAAAAACAGCUCCACAUUGCGAAAGAAGUGGGUGACAAACCUUCUGAGGGGCAUGCAUACGCCAACCUUGGAAAUGCUCAUCUUAAUCUUGGACAAUUGUUCGAAAGUGAAAGGUGCUAUGAAUCCAGUGUGAGAUUGUUUGAUAGCAUGAGAGAACUUCUUCUUCUUAAAGAUGAAUGGAAAAUUUCCUGGCGGGAUCUUCAUAAUAAAGUCUACACUUCCUUUUGGACAGUUCAAUUAAAAGUAGGAAAAGUUAAGGAAGCUCUUUUUACAGCAGAGCAAGGACGAGCCCAAGCAUUAGCAGAUCUCAUGAAAUUACGUCAUUGUAUUGAUAAGGUUUCUCUUGUAAAGGAUAUCGAGACUUGGUUCGACACAACGACAACAAUUUUUAUGGCCAUUGGCCACAACAAUGUUAACCUCUGGGUUUUGGGAGAAGGGAGAGUUGUGCAAUUUGCACAAGUUGAAUGUACUAAAGAUUUUUUACAGAGAGUAAGUUCAGUCGAUGAAACUGUUAGAAGAUCUAAGGAGAUCGAGGAAAUUACAAUAAACGGUAUUGAAAGCCAUUUACCAACUUAUUACGAGUUUCUCAUUGCUCCUAUCAAAAAAUAUAUUAGAGGCCAAGAGAUAAUAAUUGUGCCCGAUGGUAAACUCUUCUGGGUUCCUUAUGCAGCACUUCGAGACCACGACAAUAGGUUUUUGGGUGAAUAUCUCAGAAUUAGACUAACACCAUCGCUGACAAGUUUAAAGUUGAUUGUGGAUCGUCCGGAAAACUACUACUUUGACCGUGGAGCGCUGCUUGUUGGAGAUCCAUGGAUCAGUUCUGAUGAGAAGGGGAACGUUUUCUCUCCGCUCCCAUAUGCUAAGAAAGAAGUGGAAAUGGUUGGAAGAAUUCUCAACGUGACGCCUCUCACAGGAAGACUUGCAACAAAAUGUGAAGUGUUGAAACGGGUCAGCUCUGUGUCCCUGAUACACAUUGCCGCUCAUGGUUGUAUUGAAACUGGUGAAAUUGCGUUGUCGCCCAAUCCCGAGAGACCAAGGGCGGAUGUCACUGAUGAAGAUUUCAUCCUGACAAUGACAGAUGUGUUACAAGCAAAUAUUCGAGCUAGACUAGUUGUACUAAGUUGUUGUCAUGCCGGCCGAGGAGAAAUUAAGGCUGAGGGUGUGGUGGGAAUUGCGCGAGCUUUUUUAGGUGCUGGUGCUGCUUCUGUUUUGGUGUCCCUAUGGGCCAUCGACGACGAGGCCACCUUCGAACUCAUGAAACCGUUUUACCAACAUCUAGUUGGUGGCAAAAGUGUAAAUGAAUCUCUCAGUUUUGCCCAAAAGGUCUUACGAGAAUCAAAGAAGUUUAGUGACUUCAAGUACUGGGCUCCUUUUGUGGUAAUUGGCAACGAUAUGACAUUGUUUAAAGGAUGAGAAAAACUUCAGCUUAGUAGAUACUGGCCGUGAAGUUAACCGUGGAUGACUUCGUUCAGAAAUUUUUCACCUCCUCAAUCGACUUAGAGGCUUCAAUGCAAUGGCAAUUUACCUUGGCGUUUUCGACGAGGUACGUGGGGUUGAACAACCAUAGACUUAAAACCAGAAGAAAAGAUCGUGAUAAUUAAGGUAAGCUCAAGAGAAUAAAAAGGUAACCAAAGUAUGGAAUUAAAACUGACUAAAUCAUGAAUACUUGAUAAUUACACACACCCACACACGCUCAUACUUUGAGAGGAAUUUAUUUGGGCCGAGUAUAUGCAAGAAAAACAUGAAAAUACUCCUCACGGAAAUUUAAGCCGAAGCAUUAACAUCUUGAUUACAGAAUUGGUUGACGUUUCCUUCUGAAAAAUGGGUCUGUCAUGUUUCCGAACGAAAAACUUCCAACCGAUGAAAAUUACAACGCCCAAUGUAAGGUACGUAGAAGGCAGAGUGGAAAGUGGCACUUUAUAUUAAGUUAGUGGGAAAUAACACUGUUUGUUCAAUGAAUGGCCUUUUGUUUGUUGGUCUGAUUAGUAUUUUGUAUUUUCAGCGAUUAAAUCAGUCAUCAAUUGGUAAAAAAAAGUCAACAUGGAAAUUAUUUGUAAAUUCAUCGUAGUGUUGCCACGGAGUGAAAUGUGACUUUUAUAGAUUGAUUUUUUUUGUCAUGCUAGCUUACUCGUAUUUGUUGUCUCCUUGAUUUCUUUACGAUAGCACGUUUGAAUCUUACAGCGAAAUUGUCAAUUUCAAUUUAAAUUUUACUAGAUUUUUGUAGGACAUAUUUUGAAUGUUCUAUUACCUUAUCCUUUCCAAUCUCUCGGGUGCCUGGGAAGCCACUGUUACUUGUUGUGUCACGCUGACAGAAACACUUCAUUCAGCGCGAGCAGCAGUACUCUCAGUCCUUUUAUAUCAACAAAACCAUAACUUUAGGAUAAGUUCGGGUGAUGGGAGAAAUUGUGACCCAAGUUCAUCUUAAUUCUUCAUAGUUUGAGCAGGGUACUCGACGUUAUAACGCUUAUAUACAAUUCUGUUUUCAGCCAAUCACAGUACAAUGGCCCGUGAACCUCUCAUAGAACGACUGCUAAGGACUCCAGCAUUCGUAAUGUUGGGAGUAUAUGCAAUACCACAGUAAUACAAAUGCUUUUAGUAAAACUUUUUUUAAUUGAUUAAUUUGUUUUCUUUGUUACCAACUUCUCUUCUAAAUUUCAGAACAUGAAUACUGGUGGAUUCAGAAACAGGAUGCCAUCCUGUGUCAGUGAGCUAUGCGGUUCUAACGGGUCAGUAACAACACUUAUUUCCAGGGGUUUCAAUAACCUUUUCUAAAAGCGGCUGCCGAUGGUACAAUUGGUGACUGUACCUGGAACAGGGGUCGUAAGGUGGAACCCAAAGUAAAUGGCCUGUUUGAAGAACAAAUGGCGGCAACCGGCAUCAGGUGGUGGAAACGGGCAUUAGGCGGUGGUAAGUGGCUUUGAUUGAAACUCUUGCUAAGUGAAGACAAAGGGGUUUUUUCGUCUAAUCAUGAGCAUGGCUUAACGAAAAAACCUUUGCAUCUGUGUGAGGAAUUGAGACUCGUAGACUCAGAAUAUUUUUGUGCCACACUCGUAUCAAGAACGGCUACAUGUUUUUCUCUAUUUCAUUUCCGAGCUCAAGAACCGUCUAGAUGGUUUCUAAUGGGAAUUAAUCAUCCUUUAUGGUGACCCUAUUGUUUUACUUGUAAAUAGGGCUUCUGUUCAAGCGUGUUCUACUAUAAGCAUUUCAAGGAUUAGCCUUGUGAUCGAUAUAACGCGCGCUCUGACUGACCAAAAGUAAGAGCAAAUCAGGGCAUUGCGCUCCCGUUUUAUCCAACUGGCCGAUUACGAAUUGUGCAAAUUAAGAAGGGAACGUGAGAUCUUUCAAAAUUUCUCUCACCAAUCAGAUCGCUGCAUUUGGGUAUGUAUCCUGCACUAAUCAGAUUUUCGCAGAUGGGUAUGUAUCUCGCACCAAUUAGAUUGCAGCAUUAUGGUGUGUAUCUCGCACCAAUCAUUACAGCAUUUGGAUAUCUUGCACCAAUUACAGCGUUUGGGAAUUGUUUUCUGGCAAAUGAUGUUAUGGAAUCAGGGGGCUGUGCACAAAGAAUGACAUUAACCAUAAACUUUUGGCUCAUUUGAUAAGUAUUAUGGUUUGUGGCCUUAUCGAUAGCCUAUGGAAGGUUCGCAUUUAACUUUUUUGUAUCAUUUUUAGGUUAAAACGUGUUUUUCCGCUCCUUUACUCACAACUCACCCGCCAUACUACUUACAUUACAUCGCGUACCAUGAAAACAACGUCCAAAGUCCAAUCAGAACAUACCCACUCGUUGCAUUACAUGAACAUUUGGCAAUUUUUCACGUGCUGGAAUUGUACUCCCAUCAUCAAAUUCCAUUUUGCCAUAUUGGACUUCACUCUAUCGCAUGUCAUUUCCUUGUAAACAACCUGCGUUUGAUCACUUAUUUUAACCGCAUUGUCCAACCCCACUGAAAAAAAUCGCAUGGACUAAAUGCGACUAAUAGUGAAUUUUCCCGCCUUUUGGUUUUAUCUACAAAUAAAAUCGGCUUUAAGCCACCUAGGACUUUAUCAAAUUGCGUGUUAAUUCCAUGGAAACAACCUGCAUUUUAUCAUAUAUUUCACACACACAGGGCAAAGUCCAGGUAGGUAACAACCAAUCAAAGAGCCCUCUUUGAAAUGUUCUCCUUUUCUCAUGUUCAAUGUAUCUUCACCCAUUUGAUUUUUAUGAUAAAGAACCAAAAACAAUGGUGACGUCUUAUAUGCUCUGACUUCUAAACGUUGAGAAGCGAGAACCUAUUAAAAUGCUUGGUUAAUUCAGUUUAUCAGAUGAAUAUAUAUUGAAUGCUCUUCUCAGACCUAAAUCCAUGCCGUGGCGUUCACUGUCCAUCAUUUGGAGUCUGUCAGACCUACAGUGCUCAUCAAGCUCGCUGUGAGUGUUUCAAAGACUGCCUGUCAUAUCAGGACCCGUAUCAGGACCAAUGGAACUACAUAUGACAACAAGUGCUGCCAUGAAUUGAACUACUGCAAGAGACUGGCGAAUAAUCUUGUGUAUCACCCAGGAAGCUGCUAUG
Molecule: messenger RNA, 5873 nt
Organism: Pocillopora meandrina
Lineage: Eukaryota; Metazoa; Cnidaria; Anthozoa; Scleractinia; Pocilloporidae
Source: the annotation of a GenBank genome assembly